Molecule: messenger RNA, 1327 nt
Organism: Acyrthosiphon pisum (pea aphid)
Lineage: Eukaryota; Metazoa; Arthropoda; Insecta; Hemiptera; Aphididae
Gene: Mlc2
Product: myosin regulatory light chain 2
Molecular function (GO): calcium ion binding
Source: RefSeq, marked provisional
AGCUUGGGCCCAGUAGCUCAGUAGUGUUCACCUUCUCUUGGCAUUAAUAACGACUACAGAAAACAAACAAAAUGGCUGACAAAGAGAAGGUAAAGAAGAAGAAGGUAAAGAAGGAAGAACCAAAAGAAGCCGCACCAGUGGAAGAAGCACCAGCACCAGCACCAGUCGCUGAACCCGAAGCACCUCCUUCUCAUUCCAGCACAAAACACAGCAGCCGUAAAAGUUCAUCCAAGAAAGUCCGCAGGUCUGGCAGUAAUGUGUUCUCUAUGUUCACAACCCAACAAGUGGCCGAAUUCAAAGAGGGUUUCUCGAUGAUGGACUGGGAUAAAGAUGGCAUUUUGGGCAAAGAGGACUUGAGAGCCACUUGGGACAAAGUGGGCAAGCUAGUCACAGACCCUGAACUCGAAGCUAUGUUGAGCGAAGCUUCUGGUCCAGUUAACUUCACCCAAUUGUUGACCUUGUUUGCAGCUAGGAUGUCUGAUGGAGGUCAAACCGACGAUGACGAGACUGUUAUUGCUGCCAUCAAGUCGUUCGAUGACAACGGUAAAAUCGACAGCGAAAAGCUGAGGUACGGUCUAUUGAACUGGGGUGACAAAUUCUCCAACCAAGAAGUCAAAGAUGCUUUUGACAACAUGGAAAUUGACAAAAAAGGAUUGAUCGACACCGAAGACCUCAUCUCCAUGGUUUUGGGAUCUGGUGACGACGAAUAAUUUGUAUUUAUUUUAAAUCAAUAACCAGUUUUUAAUUUAUUUAAUAUCCCUAAUUUUGCCCAACUUGUGUAUCAAUUGGUAGGUCACAAAUGAAAAAUUUGAUGAAAGUUAAUAUCGAAAUAAAAAGGAAAUCCUCUCUAUACAUAACUUUGUACUUUAUUUGUUAUUGUACUUACCUACCUAUAUUGCAUGUAAACGCCGAUGCAGAAAAUAUCAUUGACAUAUUUACAUAAAUAUAAAUGUAUUAUCAUCUUGAUUCUAUACAAAGUUGCAGCGUAAAAGAAGAUAAAACAUCCAAUUAUUAUUAUUUCAUAGACAUUCUUCGUCUUUAAGUGCAUACAGGUAUAUUAAAAUACCGAAUAUUAAAUAUCAACAUUAAUAUUAAUGGAAAUAUGUACGUAUGUAUUGUUUGAUAUAAGCUUUAUGACGUUUUACUUUUUUCGUAUCGUAACUACCUACUUAUGUGUUAUGUAUAAUAUAUAACAGGUACCUGUAGUAUAUAAUAAUAUAAUUUAUAAUAUAGUACGAACAGCUGUCUAGAUUACCUUAUUAUUGUGUAACGAUUGAUAAUGUUAUAAUUGUUAUAAAUAUUAAAUUUGGAGAAUGAUAUAAUAGCA